Messenger RNA from Oncorhynchus mykiss (rainbow trout), 3981 nucleotides. The record is from RefSeq and is a predicted model, not a curated record. NCBI's taxonomy places the organism in Eukaryota, Metazoa, Chordata, Actinopteri, Salmoniformes, Salmonidae.
ACUUUUCGACCUGAAGAUCACUGGUGUCAUGAUUUGACCUCGUUUUUUCCGAGUUCCCAGUUGUCUUCAAAGCACCAAUAUUUAGACAACUGGAGAGAGACGUUUUUUGCCAGUGAAAUUUCCGCUGCCAGUAAACAGCGCCGACGUGCAAGCCUAAGGUAUGUAAGCUAGUACACACCUCUGUUCCUAUAUUGUGAAAAUGUUUCGGAAGGGAACGAACUUUACUAGCUUAUGUUUUAAGUCUAAAAUAAGCUAACUCAAGCAAGCAUCAACUGCAAGUAAUACAUUGUGUAAUGUAUUGAAAAUAGCUUGGCGCGCGCCACCGCCCUAUUCCAAGAAGCUCUAGAUUGGCGUUGGUUUCUAUCGCGCCUGGAUCAACCUGUAGGUCCUUGGAACUAAUUUUGUUGCUGACUUUCGGGAUCCAGUGAGCAUUCCAUGGCAUGUUAUUACUUGGAGAAGGAGUUUAAAACGAGUAGUGUGAUGGAGGGAGAGGACCCAGAAGGAAAUCCCAGCACUGCCUCGUCUCACUCACUUCCUCCCCAAGCAGAGGCGGUAAGCCCAGCGGAUGAGGAUGAUUGUAUCACAACAGGGAGGAACUCUGAAGAGACCGCUACACGCACAAACGGCAUGGGCCAGCCGAGUCAGGACCACCAGAGUGAAGGGGUCCCAGCUAAGACUGCUGCCACAGACAACAACCAGAGUCAGUUUGCCACCACCAUGGACAACCAAGCCCAGCAACAACCCACGGAAAGCCCGUCUAUCACUAAACUAUGUGGGUAUCUCCUUAAACAAGGAGGUCCCCUGAAGUCGUGGAAGUGGCGCUGGUUCACGUACGAGGAGAAGAAGAGCCAGUUGUUUUACUACAGGACGGCACAGGAUGUGACCUCUUUGGGGAGGAUUGAGCUGUGCAGAGCCACGUUCGGUUACCCCCUCCACGGAGAGCAGGGCACCUUUCACAUCCAGAACCCUGAACGGACCUUCGUCCUCAAGGCAGAUAACCAGGAGGCCAUGAUGUACUGGCUACAACAGCUGCAGCUGAAGAGAUGGCAGCACCGAGACCAGCUGACAGGAGAAUCCACACGUCACUGCACUGACCACCAGAGACCAGAGGGACAGGGGGAACUACCCACCAGCUGCCCAGAUGACUUCCUGCCCACCAUGAAGACCCCGCCAGGCCUCUUGGGUGAGGAGGCUGCCAAUCUGCCCGCACCGCAACAACGGGCCCCCCUAAGCAACUUCUCCCUCAAACAUCCUCUGAUAGAGAUUCAGAACUCGGUGCACAGUCUUUUUUACAAGCGGUCCUCCCAGGAACUGAGUCGGAGUGUGUUCCAUUUGGAGGUGCCUCCUCCCUGGACCCCCUACCAGACAGCCCAGGACAGGAUUGACCCUAGGACUCCCGUUGACCCUCCGACUCCUACCACCCCGCUGCUGUUGGCGGACCCUGCGGGUGAGCGCUCCCCAGGGGAGGGCAGGUCGUUCACAUGCCCGUCCCCGAGGAUCAGGAGGAAGACGAGGGGCAGCUCUGCCACCAUGCCCGCUGCGCUACGGGAAGCUGCUUCAGACAAGACUACCUGCCUUCAGCAGGAGAAACACAUGCUGGCUGAGGAGGUCAAGGCCCAGAAGGAGCUGGUGUGGCUUCUCCACAAGGCCCUUGAGGCGGCUCAGCUGGAGAAGCGGACCUGCACUGAGUUCCUGGCAGCCGAGUGUGAGCAGGAGCGUCUGGAGCUGUUGAGGCACCGCGAGCGCCAAGCUGCUGACCUGCAGGGUCGUCUGGAGGAGCUGAAGGUCGAGGCAGAGGGUCUGAGGGCGAGUUUGGCCCAAAGGGACACCCACGUGGCCGAGCUGAAGGAAAACGUCACCCUGAUGAUGGCGAAGAACAACUCCAAACAGGAGGUGAUCCUGAAGCUGUCAGAGCAGGUGGCGGCCUGCAUGACCGACCCAAGACGCACCAUGUCCACCACUAAUGGCCUGGAGGCCCUGACCUUCCACCAGCUGCAGGAGGACACUGAGAACCUCAAGGUUGGUUUGUGGUUGGAUGACAUUGAGGCCUACAAGAUCCAGAACAAGUUCCUGAACUCUGAGAUCUACCAGCUGACCAAGCUAUGGCGCAACAGUUCAGAGCAGGAGAAAAGCCUUAUGUGUGCCUACCUGGAGGCCCGUAACUGUCAGAUAGAGAGUCGUUACCUGGGUGUACUGAGGAAGCUGCAGGAGAGCAAGGCUCUAGAACCAGGCCAGCGGGAGGCUGUGAGGAACCUCAUAGAGGACGCACUGAAAGGAGACCUGAACGACGUCCUCAAACUCAACCCUGUCAGGGAGCACGACGAGUACGGCUUCAAGAUCAUCCCGGACUAUGAGGUGGAGGACAUGAAGCUGCUGGCGAAGAUCCAGGCCCUGGAGAUCCGCUCCCACAACCUGCUGAGGCAGGAGGCCGGGGUCAAACCCUUGUUGGACCGCUGGGCUCAGUACCUGGGCGGCCGCCCGGCCGAUGACCUCUGCCCCUCCCCGGAGCUCAAAUUCCUGCUGCGGUGUGGCGUGCCACGGGAGUACCGCCCACGGGUGUGGCGCUGGGUGGUAAGGGCACGCACACGCUCGCUGAGGGAGCGCCACCCGGAUCGCUAUGAGCAGCUGUGCCAGAAGAGCCUUACGUCACCCCACCAAGCCUCCAGACAGAUCCAGUUGGACCUACACCGCACGCUCACCACCAAUCAGCGCUUUUCCUCGCCCUCCAGCCCCACUCUGCAGCAGCUCCAACGAAUUCUGCUAGCUUUCUCCUGGCAAAAUCCCACCAUUGGUUACUGCCAGGGCCUCAACAGGCUGGCAGCCAUAGCUCUCCUGGUGCUGGAGAGUGAGGAGGAUGCCUUCUGGUGUCUAGUAGCUGUGGUGGAGACCAUUAUGCCUCAGGACUACUACACCAAAACACUCAUAGCCUCGCAGGUGGACCAGCGUGUGCUGAAGGACUUCAUGGCGGAGAAAAUGCCCCGACUGACAGCCCAUUUUGAGGAGCAUAGUGUGGACGUGUCCCUCAUCACCUUCAGCUGGUUCCUGGUGGUGUUCGUUGAGAGCCUGCCCAGCGACAUCCUCCUGCGGGUGUGGGACGCCUUCCUCUACGAGGGCACCAAGGUGAUAUUUCGGUAUGCCCUGGCUUUGUUCAAGUACAAAGAGGAGGACAUCUUGAACAUCCAUGACAACGUGGAGAUCUACCAAUACCUGCGCUUCUUCACCAAGACCAUCUCUGACGGCAGGAAACUGACCAACAUAGCCUUCAGCGACAUGAACCCGUUCCCCAUGAAGCUGUUGAAGAACCGGCGUGUGCUGCAUCUGGAGCGCCUGCAGGGGGAGCUCAGAGAGCUGGAGGCCCAGCAGAGGGAGUUUGUCACAGAGAGCGCAGAGCGUAAGGACAAGGACCUGGACACUAUACUUGUCAGCGAGGACGAUGAGGACCUGUAGAGACUCUGGACAGAGGGAUGGAUCCUGUGGAACUAAUGGCUCUAAUGGUUUUGGAGUUCUAGACUAUACAGCCAUCUGAUUAAGAAUGGCCCUGCCGGUACAGAUAUGACCCACCCAAAGUUCUGGUCCAAUACCUAUUUUUUUACUGUAUGUUAUGGUCAAGAACACUACCUGACCAACCUCAUUCUCUCUAGAUCAUAUAAUAGAGUGUACAUGCUCUGCCAUAGGAAUUAAUGCAAAACACACAAUGUACACAUCUGCGCACUUAAUUUAACUACAGUAUGUAUUUCAACGAGCACACGUCACAUAGAUUUUUAUCUGACAUGUUUCACUCGUGUGCCAAAAGUCACACUCCAGAUUUUGGGUUGCAGCAUAUUUUGUCCAAAUGCAGGAUACUUGUGUGUUACUGUUUGGCAUUUAGUUUACUUUUCCUGUCAUUUGUGUGUCAUAACAUGAUGUCAACUUUAUGUAUAAAUGUACAACUAUGACAGUCAAUGACAAAUUUACUUUCUCCAAUUUAUUACCUUAAAAAAA